CGCGCAGGGCCCCCCCCCCGCCGCCCUCCGCGCCGCGGCCUCACGCACCCGCCGUGGUCGCGGCCGCUCCCGCCGCCGCCGGACGAGCGGCGGCGCCUGAGGCGAGCGCGAAGAUGGCGGCGGGCGGCGGCGGGGGCAGCGGCAAGGCCGCCUCGGCGUCGGGCUCGUCGGCGGGCGCGCUCGAGUCCUCGCUCGACCGCCGGCUGCAGGCGGUCACCAACACCAUGGAGUCCAUCCAGGGCCUGUCGUCGUGGUGCAUCGAGAACAAGAAGCACCACGGCACCAUCGUCUACCACUGGAUGAAGUGGCUGCGGCGCUCUGCCUACCCUCAUCGUUUGAAUCUCUUUUACCUUGCCAAUGAUGUCAUACAGAACUGUAAAAGGAAAAAUGCAAUCAUAUUCCGUGAGUCAUUUGCUGACGUACUUCCUGAAGCAGCUGCUCUGGUGAAGGAUCCAUCUGUUUCUAAGUCUGUAGAACGAAUCUUUAAAAUCUGGGAAGAUAGAAAUGUGUACCCAGAAGAAAUGAUUAUGGCAUUAAGAGAAGCUUUGAGUACCACUUUCAAAACUCAGAAGCAGCUGAAAGAAAAUCUGAACAAACCACCGAAUAAGCAGUGGAAGAAAUCACAAACGUCCACUAAUCCAAAAGCUGCUCUCAAGUCCAAGAUAGUUGCUGAAUUUCGAUCCCAGGCCCUCAUUGAAGAGCUGUUGCUCUACAAACGCUCUGAAGAGCAGAUCGAACUGAAGGAGAAGCAGCUGUCAACAAUGCGGGUGGACGUGUGCAGCACAGAGACCCUCAAAUGCUUGAAAGAUAAGACAGGUGGAAAGAAAUUCUCCAAAGAAUUCGAAGAGGCGAGCUCCAAGCUGGAGGAAUUUGUGAAUGGAUUAGAUAAGCAAGUGAAAAAUGGGCCCUCGCUCACAGAAGCACUGGAAAAUGCUGGAAUUUUCUAUGAAGCACAGUACAAAGAAGUGAAAGUGGUCGCUAACGCGUACAAAACCUUCGCUAACAGAGUGAACAACUUAAAGAAGAAGCUGGAUCAACUGAAGUCGACCCUUCCUGAUCCCGAGGAAUCCCCAGUCCCUUCCCCCAGCAUGGACGCUCCCUCCCCAACUGGCUCUGAGUCUCCUUUCCAGGGGAUGGGGGGUGAGGAGUCCCGGUCCCCUGCCAUGGAGAGUGAGAAGUCGGCCUCCCCCGAGCCUGCGACAGAUAAUCGUGAUGUGGAAGACAUGGAGCUCUCCGACAUGGAGGAUGAUGGGGCCAAGAUCAUCGUUGAGGACAGAAAGGAGAAGCCUGUGGACAAGUCCGCGGUCUCCACGUCCGUGCCUGCGAAGCCGACAGAAAGUGUCUCGAAGGCCCCUUCCUGUGCCCCCGUGCCUGUGAGCGUGGCUGCAGCCGCGCCGCCCCCGAAGCCUGUGAAUGCCACUUCUCUCCUCUCGCCUUCUCCGGCGCUGGCUCUGCCGAACCUGGCCAACGUAGAUCUGGCCAAGAUAAGUUCCAUCCUGAGCAGCCUGACAUCGGUCAUGAAAAGUACUGGGGUCAGUCCUGCACCGAGACCGUCUCCAGGAACUCCUACGAGUCCCAGCAACCUCAGUGCCGGCCUGAAACCUCCCGUGCCCGCCGCCGCUGUAGCCACCACCGCUGCUGCUGCCGCCACCACAUCUCACAACCCUCUGGCGAAUAUCCUCUCAAAGGUGGACAUCAGCCCCGAGAGCAUUCUGUCUGCUCUGUCAAAAACCCAGGCCCCGUCAGCCCCCACGCUGCAAGGCCUGUCAUCUCUGCUGCAGAGUGUGACUGGGAACCCCGUUCCGGCCAGUGACUCCGCACCCCAGAGCACAUUGGCUUCCCCCGCCAGCACCACCGUCCCCAGCCUCAAGGGAAGAAAUCUGCCGCCCAGCACCCAGGCCUUUAUGCCCAAAAGCUUCAGCUAUUCUCCCAACUCCGCCGCCUCGGAAGUCUCUUCCACGUCGGCCAGCAAGGCUUCCGUGGGGCCAGGCCCCGGGCUCCUGGGCACCCCCUUCAAGCUCCCGUCCAACUCGCUGGGCUUCACCGGGCCCCAUGCGACGCCCAGUGGUGCUGCGGCCCCGGCCCCGGCGGUCUCGGCGUGCCAGUCUUCGGACACCCCCAAGCCAAAGCUGGAGUCGGAGUCCACGUCCCCGAGCCUGGAGAUGAAGAUCCACAACUUCCUCAAGGGGAACCCGGGCUUCAGCGGCCUGAACUUGAACAUCCCCAUCCUGAGCAGCCUGGGGGCCAGCACCCCGGCCGAGAGCAACCCCGCCGACUUCCCGCGCGGCCCCAGCAGCGCCGCCGUGGACAACAUCGACGGGACGCCUGUGCGGGACGAGCGGAGCGGGACGCCGACGCAGGACGAGAUGAUGGACAAGCCCGCGUCCGGCGGCGUGGACACCAUGUCCCUGCUCUCGAAACUCAUCAGCCCUGGCUCGUCCACGCCCAGCAGCACGCGCUCGCCGCCCCCGGGCCGGGAGGAGCCGUUUCCCCGGGAGCGCCCCAGCUCGGCGGCCCCCUUCCGCGCCUUCGGCCUGGGCGGCGAGUCCCCCUACAAGCCGCCCCCGGACGGCCUGGAGAGGCCCGCCGCGCUGAUGGACGCCCCGCAGGAGAAGUUCUUCCCGGACGCGCCUUUCCAGGAGGACGAGGACUACCGGGACUUCGAGUACUCGGGCCCGCCGCCCUCUGCCAUGAUGAACCUGGAGAAGAAGCCGGCCAAGUCCAUCCUGAAGGCCAGCAAGCUCCCGGAGGCGGCCGACUUCCAGCCCAUCCUGUCCAGCUACAGCCACCGGGCGCCGGAGUUCGCGGCCAAGGCGGCCUUCCCCGCCGCCGUGCGCGCCCUCCUGGACGCCGGCGACGCCUGCGACCUCCUGGCCUCCCCGCCCGCGCUCUUCGGGCCCUUCGGCCUGCCGGGCGCCGAGCCGGGCGCCGAGCGCUCCCCGUCCCCGGGCAAGAGCGACGCCUUCUUCGGCCCCGACGCCGGCCACGGCGGCCUGGGGCUGCCCGCCAAGCCCUACCCCGAGUCCCCGCGCGCCGGCCCGCCCCGCGCGCUCUUCUCGCCGCAGGCCGCCGCGGCCGUGGACAAGGCGCUGGCCGCGGGCAUCUCCUCCGCCUCGGCCGUGGAGUUCAAGAACAUGCUCAAGAACGCCUCGCGCAAGCCCGCGGAGGAGCCGCUCUUCGGGCCGGGCGCGGCCGAGGGCGGGGGCCUGGGCGGCCGCGGGGCGCUGGCGCCGGAGCCCGCGCCCCCCGAGGAGCGCUUCCGCAUCGAGACGCGCGUGUCGGCCGCCGGCCCGGACGCGCCCGAGGGCGCCGAGGAGAAGGGCGCGCCCAUCGAGACCCUGGGCUACCGCAACGCCGCGGCCCGGAGGAUGUCGGGGGAGCCCAUCCAGACGGUGGAGUCGGUGCGCCUGCCCGGCAAGGGCGGCCGCGGGCACGGGCGCGAGGCGGCGCGCGGGGGCUGGUUCGAGCUGGGCGGCGCGGGCGGCGCCUUCGACAACGGGCCCGCGGGCGCCGCCGAGCUGGGGGGCGCGGGCGGCCUGGCGGGCUUCAAGGCCGCGGCCUACGCGGAGCGGGCGCCCCCCUUCCCCGAGGGCGCGGGCGGCUUCCGCGCGGGGGGCGGCGGCUUCAACUCCUCCUUCGAGCGCCGCCCGGGCCCCGGCGCCCUGGAGCCCUUCGCGCGGGAGCCCGUGGGGCCCGCGCCCCCCGCCGCCGCCGCGCCGCCCGCGGACCACGGGGGCCUCUUCCCGCGCGAGGCGCCCGCGCACCUGCCCGCCGUGGACCUGGCCGGCCCCUUCGCCAAGGAGGCCGCCCCGCCCGGGGACCACGGCGGGGUCCCCUUCCGGCCCCGGCCCCCGCCGCCGCCGCCGCCCGGGGACCACGGCGCCGCGGGGGGCGGCGGGGUCCCCUUCGCCGCGCCGCCGCCCCCGCCGGCCGCCGUGGACCACGCCGGCGUCGUGCCCUUCCCGGCCCCGGCCCUGGCCGAGCACGGGGUGGCGGGCGCGGUGGCGGCGCUCUUCCCCAAGGACCACGGGGCCCUCCUGCCCGGGGCCCUGGCCGAGCAUUUCGGGGUGCUGGCCGGCCCCAGGGACCACGCGGCGCCCGCCCAGCGGGACCUCAACGGCCCGGGGCUGGGCCGCGCGCGCGAGGCCCUGAGCCUGCCCGCCCACUCCCUGGAGCACUUGGGCGCGGGCACGACCGGCAGCAGCGCGCCCCUGGGCCCCUCCCACAGAGACACCCUGAGCCGCAGCGGCAUGCUCCUGCGGAACCCCCGGCCCGACUUCCGGCCGCGGGAGCCUUUCGUCGGCAGAGACCCCUUCCACAGCCUCAAGAGACCCCGGCCGCCCUUCGCCCGGGGCCCGCCGUUCUUUGCACCAAAACGCCCGUUCUUCCCUCCCAGGUACUGACGGGAGCGAGCGGUCUAGAGAGCAUUGCCAGUAGGAGUUUGGUUUCCGGUUCCUUUUGUUUCCCGGCUUUGUUUUUGGUUGAUAGGACGUAAGGGCCUCCUCCCUCCUGGGGCGGACGUGGUCAGUGCUCACGUUCCACUCUCGUCCAGUCGCCCGCCUCCUGCCGCACCUGCCUGCCCGCCACACCGGAGUGGUCCCUGUUUCUAACGGGGGGUGUCGGGGAGCCCGCAGAGAGACACGACCAGCCUCUCUGCGCGGCCAGGAUCGGGGGGCAGGAGAAUGACGUCUUUUGUCCAGCUGUGGAAGAGUCUCACAUCUGAAAUAAAACGUCUGCCAGUGCAGAAAACGAUGCGUUCGAUGUUGGGGUGUUCUUUGGGGCUUGGCUCUCAAGCAGCAAGUGGACGGGCACUGCCUGUCUGUCUGCUCUCCAGCCUAGUGGCCAGCCACCGGCCGGUCCCUCCCUUCCCUGCGUGUCUGCCGGGGCAGGAGGGGUGGCCGGGGGGAAAUGUGGGAGACUCGGGUCUGUUUUGCUUUGCCUUGUUUUGUUUCACUUUAAAGCCUUGUCAAAAUCGAGUCCUUUCUCCUUGGCUUUUUUUUUCCCCCAACCACCCACUUCUAAAGUAUCAUCCGGCGGUAAAACUCGGGGAGCUGAAGCCUCCUCCUGUGCUAGUGUGAAAGUUCCUUCUCCUUGGGGUGCCGGGGAGGACACUGAAUUGAACUGAGGGUUUCCGGAAGCAGCAGCAGUUAGAGGGGGGGACCAGUUGUGGCUGACGCACCUGCCUGGCCCUCGAGUACCAGGUGGCUCCUUCCCGUGUGUCUCUUUCUCUGUUUCCCUUAGACUUUGGUGAAAAUCCCUGGGACUGAUGAUUGCCACAAAGGUGCUCUGAA
Sorex fumeus (smoky shrew) is the source of this 5291-nucleotide messenger RNA. It is a transcript of the gene RPRD2, whose product is annotated as regulation of nuclear pre-mRNA domain containing 2. The record is from RefSeq and is a predicted model, not a curated record. Gene Ontology annotation, biological process: mRNA 3'-end processing. Lineage: Eukaryota; Metazoa; Chordata; Mammalia; Eulipotyphla; Soricidae. Gene Ontology annotation, cellular component: RNA polymerase II, holoenzyme. Gene Ontology annotation, molecular function: RNA polymerase II C-terminal domain binding.